Cuscuta campestris is the source of this 1158-nucleotide messenger RNA. The record is from the annotation of a GenBank genome assembly. Lineage: Eukaryota; Viridiplantae; Streptophyta; Magnoliopsida; Solanales; Convolvulaceae.
UUAAAAAUAAUUGAAUGAAAAAAUCAAAAUUAGACAAAUGAUGUGAGCACGAGAUCCCCCAUGUCCGCCUAUGGUGCUGCAAACACGAACUCCUAGUUGUUAUAUACUCCGUACACGAACUCCUAGUUGUUAAAUGAGUCACUCCUAGAGGUGAUCAUCUCAAUCCCCGUCGUCAUAGCAACAUACUAUUGGCUAGGCCCCUCUUGUGCCGGCGAUGGCCUCGAACAGGCCGGGUUUCUUUGUAAUGGGAUUUCUCAUGUUCGUCAUUGGCUCCUUUGCCUUGUCCUCCAAGUGGAAGGACGCUUUCUCCAUCUACCUCGUGUUCAAGUUCCCUCUGUUGCUAAUCGUGCUUGGCUCCAUCAUCUUCUUCUCCGUCGUCGCGAGGCACUCGCCGCCGCCGCACAACCACCGCGCUAAUGAGGAAUACCGCCUUGACCACUUCUCGUCAUGGUACCGCCGAUGGCUGUGCGACUUCAACCGCUGGAAUGAGGCCGUGGCUUGUCUCGCUCCCUCUGCUGGGUGUGCUCGCUUGGACCAUACUUACAACUCAUCUCAACAACUCUUCACUGCACACCUCACUCCCCUCCAGUAUAAUGUGGUGAGCUUUGCGUCAUCUCACCAAAGCAUGUCAUCUCACCGUAAGAAAAUCUACGAGGGGGCGGGGGCAGCUUACAUUAAGGAACACCCACUCGACCACUUCUCCCGCUUCUAUCGCCGCAAGGUUACCAGCGGCGUCUACCAGUGGGAUCAGAUCGCAAACUGUCUCACUCCCACUACAGGCGGCUGUGCUUCCUUGGACCACACCACUACUUACAAUAACUCCUCUCAACAAACUACACACCUCACUCCCUUGCAGUUGGGGUGCUGUAUGCCGCCUCACGAAUGUGGAUCCACUUUUGUGAGCCCAACAAAUGGGACAACUUCAACGAACAAUGUUAAUUGUGCGAGGUGGAACGUCGACCCGAGUAAACUGUGCUAUUCUUGUGAUUCUUGCAAAGCCGGAGUGCUGCUCACCGUCAAUAAGAGAUUGAAAUCAACAAAUCGCAACUUGGGUAUUACCUUGGCGCUGGCACUCAUUGCUUGGGUGGCUAACAUCGUUUUGGCAUGCAUCAUAGGGAGUGAGAAAUUUACGGACUAAAAUAUAAUGAUUUUCAAGAC